UGCACCUGUAUAUGAUCAUCUGUGGAGUAUGUCACCUGUCGGCAGGGAUCCAGUCGGCCGCAGUGAAACAGGAUACUGGGGUUAUAUCUGCCAAUGUUGGGGACAAUGUGACUUUACAUUGUUUCUACAAUACCCAAGUGGCAAUGCACUUCUCCUGGUAUCGACAAACCUUAGGAGGCGGACCUGAGCUCCUGUCUAAUUUUUACAAGUAUGAUAACCCAUCCAAAGUCUUCCCCGGGUUGGAGAAGAACCCUCGUUUCUCUGUGCAAAGGAAGGAAGGGAUGAAUCAUUUAAACAUCUCUGACGUCCAUUUAUCAGAUUCAGCCACAUACUUCUGUGGAAGCACUCACUCCAACACGGCAGAAUUUGGAGAGGGGAUCUUUCUAAGCAUCAAAGGAGCCAGCCUCAAAGAAAUAGUCCAGUGGCCAGUAUCUGAGACCAUCAAGCCAGGAGGCACUGUGGCUUUCAAAUGUACCGUACACUCUGGGACCUGUGAUGGAGAACACAGUGCUUACUGGUUCCGACACGGAUCUGGCCAAGGUGUCCUUCACACACUCAGGGAUCAGUGUAAACACGUCUCCACACCACCAGGAUCUCCUUCUCAGAGUUGCGUCUACCAUUGGCAGAAGAAGAACCUGAGCUCCUCAGAUGCUGGAACCUACUACUGUGCUGUGGCCUCCUGUGGGGAGGUGCUGUUUGGUAAUGGAAGCAAGCUUAACUUUGACAAAGCUACUGUUCGACCUCUCGUGGUCGGGGUGAGUCACCCUUUUGAGGACAUCCUGUUUGAAACCACCAGCAUCCAAACACAAGGAGAGCACAGGGUCUUCAAUAGGCACCAGACUCUUCCAAUGUAUAGAGAGUUCUCCACUGACGACCACAAGAUUGCUAUGAAAAGAUACUGA
This is a messenger RNA of Anoplopoma fimbria (sablefish), 902 nucleotides long. RefSeq lists its product as uncharacterized. The record is from RefSeq and is a predicted model, not a curated record. Gene Ontology annotation, biological process: response to bacterium. The transcript has 5 exons. NCBI's taxonomy places the organism in Eukaryota, Metazoa, Chordata, Actinopteri, Perciformes, Anoplopomatidae. The coding region runs from base 12 to 902 and encodes 296 amino acids.